Messenger RNA from Anopheles marshallii, 1680 nucleotides. It is a transcript of the gene Kap-alpha1, whose product is annotated as importin subunit alpha-7. Gene Ontology annotation, molecular function: protein binding; nuclear import signal receptor activity. The record is from RefSeq and is a predicted model, not a curated record. Lineage: Eukaryota; Metazoa; Arthropoda; Insecta; Diptera; Culicidae. Gene Ontology annotation, biological process: NLS-bearing protein import into nucleus. The transcript is spliced from 10 exons. The coding region runs from base 1 to 1680 and encodes 559 amino acids. Gene Ontology annotation, cellular component: nucleoplasm; cytoplasm; nucleus.
AUGGAGGGACCCAGCGUCGGUUGGCAAAGCACCAGCAGUAGGAUAUGCACUCCGCAACCCGACCGACGGUGGAACCGCUAUUUUUUCUAUUUUUCCCGGAAUUCGCUAAUUGUAUCUAUGUCCAACACAACGCAUCGGUAUCGGUACAAAAAUGUUGGUCUGGAUUCCACAGAAAUGCGGCGCCGGCGGGAGGAGGAAGGAAUUCAAUUGCGAAAGCAAAAACGCGAACAACAGCUGAUUAAGCGUCGUAACGUCAACGUGGCUGACGAGAUCGAUCAGGAAACAAUUCUAUCGGAUGAGACGACAUCGACCGAAAACCGGUCGCUUAUACAGCCGGCAGUCAUCAAAGCAUUGUACAGCGAAAAUGUCGAAGAACAGCUGAUUGCCACGCAGAAGUUUCGUCGGUUGCUCUCCAAAGAGCCAAACCCUCCCAUCGAUAUGGUAAUCAAGCACAACAUCGUACCACGGUUGGUACAAUUUUUGGGAAAUUCGCAAAACUCGACGCUCCAGUUUGAAGCUGCCUGGGCACUCACAAACAUCGCGUCCGGUACGUCAGAACAAACAAGCGUAGUGAUAGCGGCCGGCGCUGUGCCAAUCUUUGUCGAUCUUAUGAAAAGCCCCCACGAGGAUGUGCAGGAGCAGGCGAUUUGGGCGUUGGGUAACAUUGCCGGUGACUCACCCGAGUGUCGGGAUUGUGUCUUGGAUCACGAUGUGCUGGAACCUUUGCUACACGUAUUGAGUACCUCUCGCCGGCUAACACUAACGCGUAACGCUGUCUGGGCGCUGUCAAAUAUGUGCAGGGGUAAGAAUCCACCGCCCGAUUUUACGAAGGUCGAAAAAUGCCUCCCAAUCCUGUCGCAAUUAAUGUUCCAUAACGAUGUGGAGGUGUUGGGCGAUGCUGUGUGGGCUGUCAGCUAUUUAUCUGACGGUUCGAACGAUAACAUCCAAGCCGUUAUCGAUGCUGGUUGCUGUCGGCGUUUGAUCGAGCUUCUUUCGCAUAGCCACAACAACGUGGUAUCUGCGGCGUUACGCGCAGUAGGCAACAUUGUCACCGGCAACGACACCCAAACGCAACUGAUCCUGAACUGCAAUGCCUUACCCUCCAUUCUGCAGCUGCUCAGCUCGACGAAAGAGGCGGUCCGCAAGGAAGCGUGCUGGACCAUCUCGAACAUUGCGGCCGGCAACCGGAAUCAGAUCCAGGCAGCGAUCGAUGCCAACAUCUUCCCGAGCAUAAUCGAUUUGCUGCAGAAGGCCGAUUUCAAAACCCGAAAAGAGGCCGCCUGGGCUAUCACAAACGCAACUAGCGGUGGUACUGUACAACAAAUCAAGUAUCUAGUUGAUAUCGGUUGCAUACCACCCAUGUGCGAGCUGCUGACAGUAAUGGAUCCCAAAAUAGUUACCGUAGCACUGAACGGGUUGGAGAACAUUCUGAAGUUGGGCGAAGAACAGCGAACCAAACCGAACCCAUACGCCGUUAUGAUCGAAGAAUGUUACGGUCUCGACAAGCUGGAGUUCUUACAAUCGCACCAGAACAAUGAUAUUUACGAGAAGGCAUUUAGCAUAAUCCAAAAGUACUUUAGCAACGAUGACGAGGACCUGGCGGUGGCACCGAGUACGGAUAACAAUCAGUUUCAGUUCAAUGCAGACCAAUCGGUGCCAAUGGAUGGGUUCCAGUUUUAA